UGCUAUUCACGGUCCUCCACUCACACAGAAAGAGUCCUGCCAGUCACAGUGUCCGUUCACAAGGAAUCAACAGCGCCAAGUCCUUUAUCCUCUCGUCAGCCUACGUGUUCGCGUCGUUCGUGUUUGCUUCUGUCGUUUUCUUUUGUGCUCGAACCCCCCAACAUGAAGUACUUCAUUGCCAUCGCUCUGCUGUUUGCCGCCGCCCAGGCCGUGCCCAUUGAGCUGGGCCACUAUGGACCCGCGCUGGUGCAUCAUGCGCCCGUGCUGACCCACGCCGUUCAUGCUGUCCACGCCGAGCCUGUGGCCUAUCCCAAAUACAGCUUCAAUUAUGGCAUCAAGGAUCCCCACACUGGCGACAUCAAGUCGCAGGCCGAGGAGCGUGAUGGUGACGUGGUGAAGGGCCAGUACUCUCUGGUUGAGCCCGAUGGCUCGGUGCGCACUGUCGACUACACUGCCGACGAUCACAAUGGCUUCAAUGCCGUCGUCCACAAGACCGCACCCAAGAUCCUGCACCAUGCGCCCGUAGUGCACGCCCCCAUCCUGUCGCACGCCCCCCUGCUGCACCACUACUAAGCGCAGAUCAGCUGGACAACGACGCACAGGUGCUCCAUAUCUCAAAAACAAAACACACACAAAAAGCGCAGCAGCAACCACAGCAGAAUCAUAGGAACCACAAGAA
This is a messenger RNA of Drosophila guanche, 679 nucleotides long. Its product is annotated as cuticle protein 8. Bases 163 to 573 code for a protein of 136 amino acids. The transcript is spliced from 3 exons. Gene Ontology annotation, cellular component: extracellular matrix. The record is from RefSeq and is a predicted model, not a curated record. NCBI's taxonomy places the organism in Eukaryota, Metazoa, Arthropoda, Insecta, Diptera, Drosophilidae.